Molecule: messenger RNA, 1366 nt
Organism: Elaeis guineensis (African oil palm)
Lineage: Eukaryota; Viridiplantae; Streptophyta; Magnoliopsida; Arecales; Arecaceae
Product: fasciclin-like arabinogalactan protein 2
Cellular component (GO): plasma membrane
Source: RefSeq, a predicted model, not a curated record
CUCUCCACUGACCAGUCUCAGCUUUCCACUACUUCAGUUCUCCCUGCUGCUCUCUCUCACAGUCUUGUUCGCCUCCACUCUUCUCCUGCUCCACCUCCUACAUUUAUCCCCACCGGAUCUCCACUAUCCCAGAUAUCUCCGGGCCAGGGCAAGAAUAACCGUGACAAUGCGGCUCCUCUUAUCCCUAGGCCUCCUCCUUCCCCUCCUCUUCCUCUCCGGCUCCGUUCAGGUUUCCGGCGGACACAACAUCACCGAGAUCCUCGCGGAGCACCCGGAGUUCUCGACCUUCAACCACUACCUCACUGCCACCCACCUCGCCGGCGAGAUCAACCGCCGGAAGACCAUCACCGUCCUCGCCGUCAGCAACGCCGGCAUGGCCCCCCUCCUCGCCAAGCACCUCAACGUCUACGCCCUCAAGAACGCCCUCUCCCUUCAUGUCCUCGUCGACUACUUCGGCGCCCAGAAGCUCCACCAGCUUAACGGCGGCACAGCCGCCUCCUCCUCCCUCUUCCAGGCCACCGGCGCCGCCCCCGGCACCACCGGCUUCGUCAACAUCACCAACCACCGUGCUGGCCGCGUCUCCUUCGCAGCCGACUCCGCGCCGGCGAACUUCGUCAAGUCCAUCAAAGAAAUCUCCUACGACCUCGCCAUCAUCCAGAUCAGCUCCGCCCUCUCCUCGCCGGAGGCGGAGGCCCCCACGCCGGCGCCUGCCCAGGUGAACCUCACCACCCUCAUGGCCAAAAAGGGCUGCAAGACCUUCGCCGAUCUACUCGUCGCCACGGGCGACGCCGAGAACACCUUCGAAAGCAACGUCGGCGGCGGAUUGACGGUAUUCUGCCCUAUCGACCAGACGAUGAAGGCCUUCAUGCCCAAGUUCAAGAACCUCACCGCCGACGGCAAGCUCUCGGUGCUCCUCUACCACGGGAUCCCGGUCUACAACUCGAUCCAGAUGCUCAAAUCCAGCAACGGAGUCGUCAAUACGCUGGCCACGGAUGGGACGGCGAAGAACUACAACUUUACGGUCCAGAACGAUGGCGAGGUGGUGACGCUGAAGACGCCGGUGAUGCUGGCGAAGAUCACGGGGACGCUGAUCGACGAGGACCCGCUGGCGGUCUACACGAUCGACGCGGUGCUGGAGCCGCGGGAGCUGUUCAAGCCGGAGAAGGCGAAAGUACCGGCGCCGGCGCCGGCACCGACGGCCAAGGCGGAGGCGCCUACCAAAUCAAGGAAGCGCCACCACGCUUCGCCGCCAGCGCCGACGGGGCCGGAGGAGGCGCCGGCGGAUAAUCAGAAGGCCGCGAAUGAUGAGAGCGCCGCCGGAGGGAGGGCUCGUGCCGGGCCAACACUGGUUAUUGUCAGAAAGUAG